GUUCGACAUCGUAGCGCUGCAGGAGGUUUGCUGGAAGGGAUCGUCGGUACAUACCUAGGUACAGCUUUCAUCGUGAUGGGCGAAAUGCAGAAGCGCGUGAUUGGGUGGUGGCCAAUCCAUAGCAGAAUGUGCAAGUUGAGGAUCAAAGGCCGUUUCUUCAAUGUCAGCAUAAUCAACGUGCACAGCCCUCACUUAGCAAGUGACGAUGACGAUAAAGACGCUUUUUACGCGCAGCUGGAACGGGAAUACGACAGCUGCCCAAGUCAUGAUGUCAAAAUCGUCAUCGGAGAUCUUAACGCUCAGGUCGGCCAGGAGGAGGAAUUCAGACCGAUUAUAGGGGAGUUCAGCGCCCACCAGCUAACGAACGCCAACGGCCUCAGACUCAUCGAUUUCGCCGCCUCUAAGAACAUGGCCAUACGUAGUACCUACUUCCAGCAUAGCCUCCCAUAUCGGUACACCUGGAGAUCACCGCAGCAGACAGAAUCGCAAAUCGACCACGUUUUGAUCGACGGAAGGCACUUCUCGGACAUUAUCGACGUCAGGACCUAUCGCGGCGCAAAUAUCGAUUCGGACCACUACUUUCUAAUGGUCAAGGUGCGCCAAAAACUUUCCGUUGCCAACAACAUUCGGUACCGACGCCCGCCACGGUACAAUCUGGAGCGACUGAAGCUGCCCGAAGUCACAACUGAGUACGUGCAAUGCCUCGACGCAGCGUUGCCGGAUGAGGGAGAGCUCACCGAAGCCCCUCUUGAGGACUGCUGGAGCAGCGUGAAAGCAGCCAUUAACAGCGCUGCUGAAGGCGCCGUUGGGUUCGUGGAGCGGAAUCGACGGAACGAUUGGUUCGACGAAGAGUGUCAGACGGUUUUGGACGAGAAGAACGCAGCGCGGGCGGCGAUGCUGCAGCAAGGAACCCGUCAUAAUGUUGAGCGAUAUAAACAGAAGCGAAGACAGCAAACCCAUAUUUUCAGGGAUAACAAGUGCCGCCUGGAAGAGCUGAAGUGCGAAGAAAUGGAGCAGCUGUAUCGUUCUCAUGAAACACCCUGCAUCGAACUCGGCACCCUACCCUUCCAAUAUCAAGUUGCGGAAACGCUCUGCUGUAGGACUAUCAGCUAUCUGGAGGAGGCUUCCGGAAAUUCUGAGGUCUUCCGGAGCUGGGGAUAA
This is a messenger RNA of Ochlerotatus camptorhynchus, 1161 nucleotides long. RefSeq lists its product as uncharacterized. Gene Ontology annotation, cellular component: nucleus. The record is from RefSeq and is a predicted model, not a curated record. The coding region runs from base 76 to 1161 and encodes 361 amino acids. The transcript has 3 exons. Gene Ontology annotation, biological process: chromatin remodeling. NCBI's taxonomy places the organism in Eukaryota, Metazoa, Arthropoda, Insecta, Diptera, Culicidae.